AUGUUUGUGCUUCAUGAAUCCCAGCAGCUGCAGAUUCUGUAUGAAUCCCUGGAAAAGAGCAUCCCUGAGUCCUUGAAGGUAUAUGGUGCCAUUUUCAACAUUAAAAAUAAAAACCCAUUCAACAUGGAGGUGCUGGUGGAUGCCUGGCCAGAUUAUCAGAUAGUCAUUACUCGGCCUCAGAGAGAGGAGAUGAAGGAUGACCUGGAUCAUUAUACCAACACUUACCAAAUCUUCACCAAAGCUCCUGACAAAUUAGAGGAAGUCCUGGCAUGCCCCCAGGUUAUCAACUGGGACCAAGCCUUCCAGAUUCAAGGUUGCCAAGAGAACUUGCGGGAGGCAAUAAGAAAGAUUUCAGCUUCAAAAUCAGUGCAGGUGGAUUAUGUGAAGACCGUACUCAUUACGAAACAAAUGCCAAUGGAACCCAAUGAUGACCAGGUGGAUGUGAUGGAGUCAUUUAAAAUGCCCAAAGUGGAUGACGAUACUGAAGAAGGUAACUUUCAGAACAUCUUCUUGGAUCCCUCCCAUGCAGGGCUUGUGAAUGAGCAGUGGACAUUCGGGAAAAACGAUAGGAGCUUGAAAUAUAUUGAACGCUGCCUCCAGAACUUUCCAGGAUUCGGUGUGCUGGGUCCAGAGGGGUACCUUAUCUCCUGGGUUGUGAUGGAACAGUCCUGUGAGAUGAGAAUGGGCUACACUGUCCCCAAAUACCGAAAUCACGGCUAUAUGAAGAAAAUGAGUGUUCACAUUAUGAAGUAUUUUAUUCAGAAAAAAAUGCCUUUUUAUUUUCAUGUGUCAGAACAUGAAAAAUACCAUCAGGCACUGAGUGAUAUGAAGUUUAAGGUUGCUCCUUGUGGUUGGCAUCAGUGGAAAUGCACUCCUGAAAAAUAUUGUUGAUUAGUGCCAUUUUCCAUUGCAAGGUUUCCUCAUCAGUGAGGAAAAAAUAUCAGUUCACACACAAUCAUAAUAAUUUAUAUUAGCACAAAAACAUCCAAUUAUUUUGGGUCCAUGCAUUAUUGAACCCACCCGGGUGUAACAUUUUUGUCCUCCUCCAUGUUACAGAGAACUAGAAGCUUGAACUCUCAGUGUUGUUUUUCUUUUAUGGUGACAGUUUAGCAUUAAAACCGUCCAAUGUCAAUCAUUAGUGCCAAGAUAACCCUUUCAAAGCCACAUUUUCCUCUUUGAAGUCUUCUUUCAUGAAAG
Molecule: messenger RNA, 1197 nt
Organism: Suricata suricatta (meerkat)
Lineage: Eukaryota; Metazoa; Chordata; Mammalia; Carnivora; Herpestidae
Gene: GLYATL2
Product: glycine-N-acyltransferase like 2
Exons: 6
Coding region: 1-891 (296 amino acids)
Cellular component (GO): mitochondrion
Molecular function (GO): glycine N-acyltransferase activity
Source: RefSeq, a predicted model, not a curated record